Drosophila novamexicana is the source of this 1218-nucleotide messenger RNA. Its product is annotated as MKI67 FHA domain-interacting nucleolar phosphoprotein. The record is from RefSeq and is a predicted model, not a curated record. The transcript has 3 exons. Gene Ontology annotation, biological process: maturation of LSU-rRNA from tricistronic rRNA transcript (SSU-rRNA, 5.8S rRNA, LSU-rRNA). Gene Ontology annotation, cellular component: nucleolus. NCBI's taxonomy places the organism in Eukaryota, Metazoa, Arthropoda, Insecta, Diptera, Drosophilidae. Gene Ontology annotation, molecular function: RNA binding. Bases 78 to 1178 code for a protein of 366 amino acids.
UCCACGUGCGGCUGCAGCUUUAAAAUUUGUCUCAUCCUAUUCUAGUGUUUGUUUAUUAAGUAAUAGUAAACGUCAAGAUGCCGCCAGUAAAGAAACCCAAGCCCUUUAAGAUGCAAAAACAAGUGACACCGUCCAAAUCGCCCGACCAAAAUAAAACCGUAAUUUCCGGCCAGUUGAAGAAGAAACUGAACCACGCCAAGCCGCAGCCAAAGGCGCAGCAGGAGCGCGGUGUGGUGUUCAUCAAACAUUUGCCACAUGGCUUCUUUGAGCAGCAAUUACGUCAAUAUUUCAAGCAAUUCGGGCAUGUAACGCGUGUGCGCCUUGCGCGUUCCGAGCGCACCGGCGGUAGCAAAGGAUUCGCAUUUGUUGAGUUCGAAUAUCCGGAGGUGGCGAAAGUAGCGGCAGAUACGAUGGACAACUACCUGAUGUUUCAGAAAGUGGUCAAGGCCUCGUAUAUACCGCCCGAGCAGCAAAAAUUCAAUUACUUCAAGAAAACGGUGAAAAAAGUCACAAAUAAGGCUGGCAAAGAGAUUUAUGUUUCGGAUGUAACCAAAGCUACGCAACGCAGUGUCAAGAAACAAAACGAUUGGAACGAAAGUGCCUGCCAGAAACGCACUGUUUUGGGCAUCAAAAAACUAAAGAAGAUGCAAGAUAAAUUUAAGCAUUUGGGACUUGACUUUUCCAAUUUCAUUGUCGAACCUGUCAAAAAAUCAAAGGUGACGGAACAGAAAGCGAAACCUUCCAACAGUAGCAAACAGAAAGCGCCGGAAAAAGAGCUGGAACUGGCAGAUCUGCUGGGCAACACCAUCAACGAAGACUCGGAUGAUGAGGACUAUGUUGAUGCAAGUGACGAUGAUACUGAACAGGAGCUGAACAGCGCUGAAGAUGAUAGCGACGACGCUGAAGAUGAUGACGACGACGACGAUGACGAUGAUGAGGUGGAGGAAGAGCUGCAGCCAAAACCGGCAGCUAAAAAGUCGCUUAAGAAAAACACUAGCGCUGAGCGCCAGUCUGAGCUGCUCAAACGCAAACCCGGCACGGGUGGUGUGCAGAAAAAGAAGACCGCUGCAGCGUCCAAAGUGAACAAAAAGGCGGCCACGAAAACGCUGCAGCUGGCCGCGGCCAAGCAGUUGGCCAAGCCGCUGCAAAAGAAGGUUGCCAAGAAGAUGAAGAAGUAACUAUAGUAUAUUUUUACCAUAAUAGUUAAGUAAACAAAAC